Molecule: messenger RNA, 4189 nt
Organism: Harpegnathos saltator (Jerdon's jumping ant)
Lineage: Eukaryota; Metazoa; Arthropoda; Insecta; Hymenoptera; Formicidae
Gene: Hsl
Product: hormone-sensitive lipase
Exons: 11
Coding region: 656-2827 (723 amino acids)
Biological process (GO): cholesterol metabolic process; triglyceride catabolic process
Cellular component (GO): cytosol
Molecular function (GO): sterol ester esterase activity; triacylglycerol lipase activity
Source: RefSeq, a predicted model, not a curated record
GAGCGCGUUCUCGUUCUGCUUCGCGAACUGUUGAAUCAAGAGCGGUAUCGAAUUGCGCGCGACUGCGUCGCGAACAGACGCGCUCUGUCUUCCAACAUUGACAGUCGACCGAGUGGCUAAUAAUGUGAAAUCCCAAGCGAAGCGGUUUUCUGUGUUUACGCUGUGGACAAAACAGUAAACGGUCGUUCGUGUGGCAGCUGUACAUAUGUAUCUCACAGCGCGCGGCCGGUGAUAUUCUCAGUCAGCAGCACCUACCUAGCCGUCCACCUCCCGGUUGUUGAGAGCUGCAUUGAAUCGCACCGAUGAAUGGUUCCUGUCAGCCGUUUCUCGCUGUCCGUGGUCUCGUCGGCGAUAGCAUUGUAUCGCAGUAGCGCGAUAAUGUGUUGACAUAUACAAAUACACUUGAUAUAUUUAACGAGACUGAACUGUUGGUUGUGUCUCCACAUCGGUAAGGAGUAUUUUUUGGACUUUAACCUAUACCCGUGGGACAUGCACACGAAUACGCUUCGUUAGACAGGCGAGACAAGUGGUUAUAAAUUGAGGACAUGCGAUACCUGUGUGCGAAACCUUGUUUAUUCGAUCGAUUAAACGUAUGAAUUAGUGCGGAGCACAAGGGAGCCACAAGUAAGCCAAGCGGAUUCGUAGUAUCGCUCAGAUGUCGUUGAACGAUGACUUCGACAGACCGUUCGAGGACUUCGAGCCGCUGCAAUGGGGCGCGUUGCGGGAGAUAUGCUGUGCCAAUGUGGAGUAUUUCACGUCCCAUCAGGACGCGAACGGUGUCAGGAUCAAGGCCGCACUUCUAGCGAUCCUAGAUCACUUGGAUCAACUGCGGCCCUUGUAUCGAGAGGUAGCCAAAAUCGCGGUGCACUUUGACUAUGACGAAGAGGUCCCUGGCAACGGGUACAGGAGUUUCCUUUCAUUGGUUGACAAGGGUAUCUUGCACUGCAACAUGGUAUGUCAGGAGAUGUAUCGUCAGAAGAAUUCCAUACUGUCUCGAAAGAGUUAUCACAUGAGGGAGGUAGAAGCAUGCUCCCAGCUAUUAGCCUCAUUGUACACAUGUUUACAGCAUUUAAAAACACUUUAUACAUGGAGUACAGAGGUGAUAAGUGAUGGCAAGUUGUCUCUGUUCCCAACUGAAAACCACACUAUUCAAGAACUUCUCAGUAAAACGGGGGACGUUAAUCAGUACUGCUUCUACGGCAGAUGUUUAGGGUUCCAGUUUUGCGAUAGCUUGAGACAUGUACUGAAAACAAUAACAUUUGGUAUGGCAUCUUAUAGUGAAGUUUUUUAUAACAAUGGUACAUUAUUAGGGCGAUGGUCUAAUUUUGUUAAGUAUUUAUUGGAUCCUGAAGCAAGGGCGCGUCGUAUCGUUAGUAUAUCUCAGCAUGCUGAUAUCUCUUUCUGUCAAGCAUUUUGGUUUCUCAAUGAAUCUGAGUUAUUACCCAGAUUACCAUCCAUAAAGAGGCAUUUAGCUAUCAAUCAAGUGAUAUCUAUUCCACCCGAGGAAUUGAUCUUGCCUACUCUUGAUGGCGGGACUGUUUCAAUUCCGAUACCAAAUAGUCAUAUAGGAAAGAAGCCAAUUCAUGUUAGAUUACUCAGCUCCAAACGGCGUUUAGGAAUGGUUGGAUCUGGGGGUAUAGGGGGAGAAUUACUAAGCCUAAGUGAUGGAUUGAUCAUUCACAGUCACGGGGGCGGAUUCGUGGCCCAAACGUCACGAUCGCACGAGGUGUAUUUACGAAGCUGGGCGGUGAAGCUCGGUGUACCAAUUUUAAGUAUAGAUUAUAGUUUAGCUCCGGAAGCCCCCUAUCCUCGUGCACUUGAGGAAGUGUUGUACACAUACGCCUGGGCGUUGAAGCAUGCGAGCACGUUACUUGGAAGCACAGUGAAAAAAGUUAUAUUCGUCGGUGACUCCGCGGGUGGUAAUUUAAAUCUCGGGGCCAUUAUGAGAUGCUUACAAUUAAACAUAAGGAAACCGGACGGUAUUUUUAUGGCAUACGUACCGAUACUCGUCGAUUUCAUCCCAUCGCCCUCCCGUAUGCUUUGUCUCACUGACCCGUUAUUGCCGUUCGGAUUUAUGAUGCGAUGCUUGAAAGCUUAUGUUGCAACUGACAAAAAACUCAUCAAGGAACACGAGAUUGAAGAGUGCGUCAAAUCGGACACAGAGUCCUUUGCGGAAGUGAGCGAAAGUGACCUUAUAGCGCUCGCUCUGAGUCCGAACGGCGACGGCGCAAAUGGCGCGCAGAAAUUAGUAUCUUUAGCGUCCGAUUCUACAUUAAAUUCCGUCAGCCUGACAGAAGUCGAUGGUACUGAAUGUCCGAAAGUACAGGCAAAGUCGCGGGAAUAUAUCAGCCGAUUUGUAGAUAUGUACAGAAACUCGGGCCUCGCUUCGUCAUCGUUCGUUGCGAAUGGCAGUGACAGCAGAGAUGGUAAUAUUUCAGGAAGCGACAAAUCGUGGUCUCUAUUCGGAUGGUCCUUCGGCGGAAAGAACAACAAGGAGACCAAGGAACUCGAUGUGGAGAGUAGCAAAAGUCCUUUGGAAGAACUCACCUUUACGAUACCGAGGGAUCCAUUCUUGAGUCCUUAUCUCGCAUCAGACGAUACAUUAGUCCAUCUGCCGCCCAUAAAGUUACUGUCGUUACAGCUUGACCCUUGCCUCGAUGAUAGCGUCAUGUUCGCGAGGAAACUUCGUUCGCUUGGUAAUAAAGUUACGUUGGAUAUAUUGCCGGGAUUGCCGCACGGAUUUCUCAAUCUGCUAUUGGUUUCAAAAGAAGCUGCGGAGGCCACUGAUCUCUGUGCUACGAGAAUCAAGGAGUUGCUGGAGUUGUAAUUAUAUACAACGCGGAGUAGUUAUAUCAUUGUUAACAUAUAAAUGCUGAUUUAGAUAGGAUUAUAAACGGGAGAGGUACUUUAGUGUCGCGAUAACUAUUUAUCCGUCACGACCAGCACUGUUAUUAUUUUCAACGGCUUUCAUCAACGAUUUAUAACGAUGUUCCACGAAGAAUAGACAAAUAAUGGAUAGUAAUAUCGGAGCUUUCAGUCAGCAUUCGGCCAUUCGCAUUGCUGUUUUUUUACUCUAGCUAAAGUCCACUUUGGACGAUCUAUAAUUCGCGAGUUCUCGCUACACGAGAUUUAAUUAAUUGGUAAUUUAAAUUAAUUUAUAUAAUAUCGGGAGGAUUCCUGCUAACAGAUCUCGUUUUUGAUCGUGUUCGGAGUUUCCGUGACGAAAAUUUGAAAGCUGCGUAUUUAUUUUAUUUCAUUGUCGUUUCAAAAGAUAUCCUUUAAAGACCUCGUUAAGUGUUUUAGUAAAACGAUUGAUGUAUAUAGUAUUUAUUUUUCUGCCGAAAGAAAAUAGAUCCGCAUUGGCGUGUUUUGCAUUGUUUUAGUGUCAUGUCGGAAAAUUUGGAUAUAUUAUUUUCUCGAUCGAUUUAGAACGGAUUAAACGUCCCGUUAGAUCUAGUAGACAAAAAAGGAACUAGUCAUUGUUUAAAUUUCGUCUAGUUAAAAUAUCCUCAAGAAUGUAUGAAAUCUACGUAGCGAACGAUGAGCAAUGAAGUGUAAAUUUUAUUUGUCAAAUUAUUUUUUCUCUGUAGAAUCCGCUUCAUCGCGAAUCAUGUGUCAUCAACAAAAUGGGCUUUAACAAUUACUAUUGAUAUUAUUACAUGUACAUUGAUGUGUUGCAUUAAAACGCAGCAUUGUCUAAAGCCACUUAGAAUGCUUAUAGCCCUCAAAUAUUCUUGAAACCGCGAGUAUUAGCGGUAAUGAUAUAAACAUCUUGUACAUGUAAAAAAAAAAAGUUCGACGUGUACUUAGUAUCAUAUGCUGAUUUCUUAUGUGCGUCGUAGAGGAGAGAGAGAGAGAGGGGUAUAAGUUAUCGUUGUAAACAUAUUUACAAGGCACUAUUAUACAAUAUGUGAGCUUCUUCGCACGGUUUUUCGUGCAAUCUUAUACACUUCAUUGUAAUAUAUACGUACAUUAUUUCAUAUUAAGGAAAUUUAAUAUACGUCGCGCGCAGAUCCAGAAUGAUAUAAUCAGUAUUCCUUAUUUCAUUUAUAUUUUCAAUACAUAUGUAACUGUUUUAAUAUCACCAUUUUAUGAGGAGCAUGGCUUAAAUACACUGUGUACAAAUUUUUCAGUAUGUAUAAAUAGAAAAGAUCGAUGGACAAUAAAAAUAAAUAAAAAUAUGUAAAAA